This is a messenger RNA of Conger conger (European conger), 1348 nucleotides long. RefSeq names its product protein FAM43B-like. Lineage: Eukaryota; Metazoa; Chordata; Actinopteri; Anguilliformes; Congridae. The transcript is spliced from 3 exons. The record is from RefSeq and is a predicted model, not a curated record. Bases 534 to 1184 code for a protein of 216 amino acids.
UUCAGUCAGGGUUUACUGUUGACAAGCAAACUAUAUCCUGCAAAUUAUACCACGCAGGAGAGUUCAGAGAGCAGGCUACAUUUCACGCAAUUGUGCCAAAGCGUCUUUUCUAAGUCGAUUUUCUAAGCGUCUGGUAAAUUAUUAAAUGUGUCUACGUUGCGAUUAGGCUUGAUUGGGCAGCCAGUGUUUUAAUGAUAUUAUAUGGGCAGUAUUUAGAAUAUUUGUUUCUAAACGUUUGAACUGAGUUUAGCGCAGCCGCGCUCUUCGUUUACCAAAUUUGGCUAUUCAAAAGGAGAGUUGAGAUACUCCAGAAAGUCACUGGACCUUGAUAGACUCAAGAGUAGUUAGACUUGUUGAACAACUUUGAAAAGGUGAGUACGUUGGUAUGAAGAACCUGAAGCGGACGUCCAACCACUGUUAGCAUACACGAUCUGACUUGUGAAUGAAAAUCGCCUGGGGGCUGGAUUAGUAAAGGACAGAGAGUCAGUUUAAUACUUGGCCGAGGUUCUGCCUGUCCACACAUUGUCACAGCCAUGUCACUGGGCACAUUUCACCUGAUGCAGACUUUAAAAAAGUCCCCUGCCGCAUUGAGACGUCGGUUUCACCGCAAUCGCACGGAGAGCUUGUCGCACGGUGACCCUUUAUUCAAAUUGUACUACCUGGGGACCGAGAAAAUUUACUCCCUGGAUAUGGAGCAGGCCCGGGAGGUCAUUGGCCGGCUGCUGGCUGGAGCCCCUGCACCGGGCCUGGGGAAGAUGGCUAAGGACCACGCCCUGGUGGUGCGUCCGCGAUACGUGGAGGUGAAAGAGAUCGCCACGGGCCGACAGCUGACGAAGACCUACCUGAAGGACAUCGCCUACUGUGCGGCCGAUGCGGAGCACCCGAACGUCUUCCUCUACAUCUGCAGGCAGCAGGGCCAGCAGCUGCACUGCCGGGUGUUCUGGUGCAGCCGUGCCGACCGGGCCAAGGAACUGACGGCCUGCUUGGCUCAUUCAUUCCAGAGAGCGCUCAGCGACUGGCAGGACACAACAGCCAGUCACACGCAGGCAGAAGGGUCGGAGGAGGAGGGCUCCAUGAGUGCCCCGCUUCCCGUUCACCUUGCGAAAGGUGGGUCUGUAGAGGACGAGGGGCCGGGCACCUGGCAGUCCUCUGAAAGUGAUCAUGAGGACGGUGAGCAGCACUGACAGCCUUGGGCUCCAACACUAGGCUGGCUCUGAUUGGCUGUAGCUGCUCCACCAGGCCCAACUGGAUCCCCUGGGACUCCAGUGUUGUGGGAAGCCUGGAGAAGGACUGCAGUGAGACUCGGCAGACUGACGCCUGUGAGAGCAGUCUGUGGGAUCCUGAGGGA